Amaranthus tricolor (Joseph's coat) is the source of this 1324-nucleotide messenger RNA. Its product is annotated as 40S ribosomal protein S4-like. Bases 266 to 1057 code for a protein of 263 amino acids. Lineage: Eukaryota; Viridiplantae; Streptophyta; Magnoliopsida; Caryophyllales; Amaranthaceae. Gene Ontology annotation, cellular component: ribosome; cytosolic small ribosomal subunit. The record is from RefSeq and is a predicted model, not a curated record. Gene Ontology annotation, biological process: translation. Gene Ontology annotation, molecular function: RNA binding; structural constituent of ribosome. The transcript has 5 exons.
AUAAUGCGUGUCGACAUGUUGAAUCAAGCGGGUCGGAUGUUUUAAGUAGGCCUAUUUACCCCUAAUAAACGACAUCGUUCCGAGCUACUUCCGCAGGGGCAGUCGCGUACUACUACCUCAUAAGAGACUGAAGGCAUUGUGAGUAGUAUAUAAGACGCCUAGGGUUUGUAGGAAGUAUUUGAAUCCUGUACAAAGCUCUCGAUAAGGAGCACACAGCGGACCAAAGGCGGCUAAAUUUGCAGGAGAAGAUCAACAAUCCAACAACAUGGCAAGAGGUUUGAAGAAACACAUGAAGAGGCUCAAUGCCCCUAAGCAUUGGAUGCUCGACAAACUGGGAGGAGCAUUUGCACCCAAGCCAUCCUCUGGACCUCACAAGGCCAGAGAGUGUUUACCCCUUAUCCUCAUUCUGCGUAACAGGUUAAAGUAUGCUUUGGUUUACCGUGAAGUUAUUGCUAUUCUGAUGCAACGACAAAUUCUAGUUGACGGAAAGGUCAGGACUGAUAAGACCUAUCCCGCUGGUUUCAUGGAUGUUAUUUCGAUCCCCAAAACCUCUGAGAACUUCCGUCUUCUCUAUGAUGUUAAGGGUCGUUUCAGGCUCCAUUCAAUCAGGGAUGAAGAGGCAAAGUUCAAGCUCUGCAAGGUUCGUAAUGUGCAGUUUGGCAACAAAGGUAUUCCAUACUUGAACACUUAUGAUGGAAGGACCAUCCGCUACCCAGACCCCCUCAUCAAGGCUAAUGACACUAUCAAGCUUGAUUUAGAGGAGAACAAAAUUGUGGAUUUUAUUAAGUUUGAUGUUGGGAACGUUGUUAUGGUCACCGGUGGAAGGAACAGAGGGCGUGUUGGAGUGAUCAAGAACAGGGAGAAGCAUAAGGGUAGCUUCGAGACUAUUCACAUCCAGGAUUCUCAAGGUCACGAGUUUGCAACUCGUAUGGGGAAUGUCUUCAUCAUUGGUAAAGGUACAAAGCCUUGGGUGUCUCUCCCCAAGGGCAAGGGUAUCAAGCUUUCUAUUAUCGAGGAAUCCCGCAAAAGAGCCGAGAAGAAUGCAGCUUCUGCUUAAACCCCAUUUUUCAAAUCACAUGGUUGAAUAUACUUGAUGCAGUGGAGUUUUACAGUUUGAACCUCUUUUCAAUUUAUAGCAAUCUUAGUUUAGAGUGGCUGCUGAACUAGAGUACUUCUGCUUAAGAUGUUUGUUUAAUCCUUUUUUUUAAUUAUGCAUAAGUUCAUGCUUAAAUUUUCUAGUACAUUUCUUUAUCUAGUGAGUUGAAAUAGCUUGAAAGAUAUUACUUCCAUGUUAAAUUGAAGUAAGCGAAAAGAUUUUGAACUA